Messenger RNA from Alosa alosa (allis shad), 2161 nucleotides. It is a transcript of the gene cngb3.1, whose product is annotated as cyclic nucleotide gated channel subunit beta 3, tandem duplicate 1. Lineage: Eukaryota; Metazoa; Chordata; Actinopteri; Clupeiformes; Clupeidae. The record is from RefSeq and is a predicted model, not a curated record. Gene Ontology annotation, cellular component: photoreceptor outer segment; plasma membrane; intracellular cyclic nucleotide activated cation channel complex. The annotation marks the transcript as partial. Gene Ontology annotation, biological process: monoatomic cation transmembrane transport. Gene Ontology annotation, molecular function: intracellularly cGMP-activated cation channel activity; cGMP binding; protein-containing complex binding. The transcript has 17 exons.
GAUGAGGAGAAGAAAGAGGAAGAGAAAAAAGAAGAGGCCAAACCAGCUCCUGCUCCAGCUCCAGAGCCAUCGAAGCCUGAGGAGGCCCCUGCCGCUGAAGGAGAGGUGGCCGAGGCGGACCCAGAGAAGCCGCGGCCAAUCGUGAUAAACCAAUAUGCAGACGAGUGUCUUAGGGAUGUUGUUCGCCGCGUAAGAGAACGUACAAUCAUAUACAAGGAAAAGGUCAUUGACCCCUAUGCCUCUUCGCCAGAGCACAGUCCACCUGUCACACCUGUAUACCGGGUCUGCGACUGGCUGAAAAAGCAGGAAGCAGACAGGAUUGCGAAAGAGGAGGCAGAGAAGAAGAAGAAGGAGGAUGCAGAGAAGAAAGCAGCAGAGAAAAAAGAGAAGGAAGAGAAGGAGAGAGAGAAAAAGGCCCUAGAGAAGAAGGAGCAGGAGGAGAAGGAGGCGCUAGAGCCAAAAAAGAGGCCUUCCAUAUCAAAGAUCUGCGCCGACUUCUGCGAUAAACUAUUCGCGCCCAUUGAGGACAAAAUGGACACAUAUUUGGGAAAUACAAUCGACCCGUUUACAGAUCGGCGCUAUCUGAAAUGGCUCACUGUGGUGACGCUCGUCUAUAAUUACAACAUCUGGUUGGCUCCGGCACGCUUGUGUUUUCCAUACCACACUCCGUGGUCAAUACCCUUCUGGAUCGUAUUUGAUAUCUUGUCUGACCUCAUUAACGUUGCCGAUAUUGUAAUUUUUCAGCAACGGCUUCAGUUCGUCAAAGGUGGCGAUAUUAUUAAAGACCGGGCGCAGACUAAAGUCAACUACAGAGCAUCUCCACGCUUUAGGUCGGACAUGCUGAGUAUCAUUCCAUUCGACGUGCUCAGUCUCCAGUUUGGAUUUACAUCUCUGUUCCGAUUCAAUCGCUUUUUGAGGAUAGAUUCUUUUAAUGAGUUCAGCGAUCGACUAGAGAGUGUAAUGACGAAAGCUUACAUAUGGAGAGUGGCUCGUACUAUUUGCUACCUGUUGUUCUUACUUCAUCUCAACGGCUGCAUCUAUUACGUGGCCUCAGACUACCUGGGGUUGGGAUCGUCCAAGUGGACCUAUGAUGGCAAAGGCAGCGCGUAUUUGCGGUGCUAUUACUUCGCCACUCGGACGCUGAUCAACAUCGGUGGUUUGCCGGAGCCACAUUCAGUAUUUGAAAUCACUUUCCAAAUGGUGAACUUCUUUGUGGGCGUGUUUGUCUUCUCCAGUUUGAUUGGACAGAUGCGAGAUGUCAUUGGUGCUGCCACCGCUGGUCAGACCUACUUCCGCGCAUCCAUGGAUGGCUGUGUGGCCUAUAUGAACACCAACCACAUUCCCAAAGUCGUGCAGCAGAGAGUGCGCACCUGGUACAACUACACCUGGGACGCACAGGGCAUGCUGGAUGAAGGGGAGUUGUUGGAUCGGAUGCCUUUGGUCAUGAAAACAGCCAUUGCUGUGGAUAUCAACCUGGCCACCUUCCAGAAGAUAGACCUCUUUAAGGGAUGUGAUAACCAGAUGCUUAUUGACAUGUUACUGCGGCUCAAGUCCAUUAUCUACCUACCGGGAGACUUUGUGGUGAAGAAGGGAGACAUCGGUAAGGAGAUGUACAUCAUUAAAGCAGGGGCAGUGCAGGUGGUAGGAGGUCCAGACAACUCUAUUGUCUUCGUAACACUGAAAGCCGGCUGUGUGUUUGGGGAGAUCAGUCUGCUGCAGUCAUCAGCAAAUGGAGGCAACCGCAGAACUGCAAACGUAAAAGCCCAUGGCUUCGCCAACCUCUUCGUUCUGGAAAAGAAAGAUCUCUUUGACAUCUUGGUUCACUAUCCAGAGUCCCAGAAAGUGCUGGCAAGAAAGGGCAGGAAACUGAUGAAAGCCAAGGGCCCAGCUGCGGCCAAAGCAGAGGAGGACAAGAAGAAGGCCGUGACCCUGUUCGGACCCAGGCCGCCCACCCCAAAGUUCCUCCGGGCUUUUGGCACAGGAAAAGGGGGUUUUCUGGAGAAACUCAGGGCAGCCGCCGCAACCGAACAGCAGAAGUGACCAAGCGGAAAGAGUGUGUGUGUGUCUGCAUAUGGGUGGAAGAGUGUGUGUCUGUGUAUGGGUGGAAGUGUGUGUGUGUGUGUGUCUGUGUAUGGGUGGAAGAGUGUGUAUACCUGUUUAU